Annulohypoxylon truncatum is the source of this 1503-nucleotide messenger RNA. RefSeq names its product PCI-domain-containing protein. Gene Ontology annotation, biological process: proteasome-mediated ubiquitin-dependent protein catabolic process. The record is from RefSeq and is a predicted model, not a curated record. The transcript has 3 exons. Lineage: Eukaryota; Fungi; Ascomycota; Sordariomycetes; Xylariales; Hypoxylaceae. Bases 1 to 1503 code for a protein of 500 amino acids. Gene Ontology annotation, cellular component: proteasome regulatory particle.
AUGGGUUCCGACCCCCAGUACGCGAAAUGGCCUCCUCUACCAUUAGCCCAACACGUCUUCACCAUCACGAAUCCCUACGCCACUCGACCCGCCCAGCAGGCCGCCCUGAAGAGUUUACAAGAUGGCAUCAAUGAACACAAGAUGGCCCCUCUGUACAAGUACCUCGCCCAUCCCACAGAGGGUAUCCUGAACACCAUCGGUGAGACCACGUCGGCAUCGGCGCCCCAGAAACCCCCCGGACGGAAACCAAGCGCAGCCGGCAUGGUUGCUAGCAAAACCACUGCCGCUACCUUACCUUGGGACGAGGAGGUAUACAAUAAACUAAAGACGGAGAACGACAAGGAGCUGGAGGAGUUCCAGAAGGAGGAGGAUGAAGCUGUCGAGCAGGCUGGCGAAACGGAAAUCAUGGCUGCGAAGGGAAAGCGUGCUGAUUUCUUUGCUAAGAUCGGGGACAAGGACAAGGCGAUAGCAACCUACGAAGACGUCUUCGAGAAGACAGGCAUCUUAGGCACCAAGAUUGACCUGGUGCUGGCCAUAAUCCGCAUGGGGCUCUUCUACGGCGACAAGGCCCUGGUCAAGAAACAUGUCGCGCGCGCCAAGACCCUCGUCGACAGCGGUGGCGACUGGGACCGCCGCAACCGGCUAAAGGCCUACGAGGGCCUGCACCUGCUGACGGUGCGGUCGUAUAACCUCGCCGCGCCGCUGCUCCUCGACUCCCUGUCGACCUUCACCAGCUACGAGCUGUGCACGUACUCGAACCUUGUCGUCUACUCCGUCCUCGCCGGCUCGGUCUCCCUUAAGCGGGUCGACUUCAAGAGCAAGGUCGUCGACGCCCCCGAGAUCAAGGCCAUCCUCGGCGCCGACGGCGACGACAAGCUGCUCGCCCUGACCGGCGCCAUAUCCGCGGGCCCCGGCGCCGAGGAUUCUGAGAUGCGCGACGCCGCCGCCGCCAAGGAAGCGUCGUCCUCGACGCCGGUGGCGCCCACCAAGACCACGAUGGCCGUGAACCUGACGACCCUGGGCACCAGCACGGACCAGCCCGAGACCGAGCUGGCCGUCGACUUCUCGCCCCUGGCCCAGCUGGUCAGCAGCCUGUACAACGGCCACUACAAGCUCUUCUUCCAGGCCCUCGCCCAGGUCGAGGAGCAGUUCCUGACCCAGGACCGCUACCUCCACGAGCACAAGGGCUGGUUCAUCCGCGAGAUGCGUCUCCGCGCUUACCAGCAGCUGUUGCAGAGCUACCGCGUCGUCGGGCUCGAGAGCAUGGCUAAUGAUUUUGGUGUUACGGUGGAUUUCUUAGAUCGCGACCUAGCCAAAUUCAUCGCCGGCGGCCGCAUCCCCUGCACCAUCGACCGCGUCACCGGCAAGGGUGUGAUCGAGACGAACCGCCCGGACGACAAGAACAAGCAGUACCAGGACGUCGUCAAGCAGGGCGACCAGCUCAUCACCAAGCUCCAGAAGUACGGGCAGGCCGUGCGGCUCCGGGGCAGCGAGAGGGCGUAA